Neocloeon triangulifer is the source of this 735-nucleotide messenger RNA. RefSeq lists its product as uncharacterized. Bases 24 to 641 code for a protein of 205 amino acids. NCBI's taxonomy places the organism in Eukaryota, Metazoa, Arthropoda, Insecta, Ephemeroptera, Baetidae. The record is from RefSeq and is a predicted model, not a curated record. The transcript is spliced from 6 exons. Gene Ontology annotation, molecular function: odorant binding.
CAAGGGGAUACAUACAGAUCACGAUGAGGCUCUUUGUUCUCUCCAUUGGCUUUUGCCUUCUGGCCCUCAUACAGCUUUGUCUGGCACGUACAACAGCAUCUCAAACAAGAGGAAAAUCAACGACUCCCAUGCCAAAGACUAGCAAUUCUUGCGGUCCAAAACCUGCACCCCUCAUGGCUGCCGAAAGCCACUGCAAGAAAAUGGCUAUGAAUAUCGAGGGAAAAGAUGCAAUGGCAAUGAGCCAAAACUCUUCGGAAAUGGUGACCACAAUGAAUCAAACUGAGGGCAUGAUGCACUCUAAGUGCUACCCUCUGUGCCUAUUGAAAACUUUGGGUAUAGUUGAUUCUAAAAUGAUGCCUAUCGAAGGCAAGAUAAAGGCAAUGAUGAUGACAAUCUCACUGAUUAAUGAUCCUAAAUCUAGUGAGAUGAUGGGAAAAUUACUUGAUUCAUGUCUGUCUCACUACCGUACUGUAAUGUCCAAGGACGAAAUGCACCAGGGACACAGCGAAUCAUGCCCGAGCAUGGAAAAUGGGCACCCUAAAUCCAUGGAUAAAUGUUCGGGAGCAUUGGAGCUGAUAAGCUGCAUAAACAAGGGACUUCCAUGUCCUCUAUUUGAAGAGUUGAAAAAUGAAACUAUGUAAAUCAUGUGAUAUCAAUACCACUGGGGCAUACAAUACGAUAUUAUGGUUAAGGAAGCAAAAUAAAUAUAACAGUUAAAGUUUUGAACAUAAAGUA